Clonostachys byssicola is the source of this 429-nucleotide messenger RNA. The record is from the annotation of a GenBank genome assembly. NCBI's taxonomy places the organism in Eukaryota, Fungi, Ascomycota, Sordariomycetes, Hypocreales, Bionectriaceae.
AUGGUCUCUAUGAAACACAUUCCUCUCGUCUCGGCCAUCGUUCUUAGCCUCACAAGUCAUGUCACCGCUGAUUUCAUCGAGGACAGCGGCCUUGACACACGAGGCGAGGACUUCCUCAACGAUGGUCUUCUUUUAGAAGCUCGUGACGACAUUGAUGAGAGAGACAUCAUGGAGGAACUGGAGGUCGUGGAGGCCAAAGCCGAAGGUCUCUUAAUGUCCGAGCCAAACCUCGUCCUAAUGUUCCUCGCCCCCCACCAAACCGACCCACCGGCGUUGGUUACACAACUGGAGGUCGUGGAGGCCAAAGCAGAAGGUCUCUUGAUAAGAGAGCCAAGCCUCGUCCUAAUAUUCCUCGCCCUCCACCAAACCGGCCUACUGGUGUUGGUUAUACAACUGGAGGCCGUGGAGGCCAAAGCCGAAGGUCUCUGA